Molecule: messenger RNA, 1874 nt
Organism: Quercus lobata
Lineage: Eukaryota; Viridiplantae; Streptophyta; Magnoliopsida; Fagales; Fagaceae
Product: phosphatidylinositol N-acetylglucosaminyltransferase subunit A-like
Exons: 9
Coding region: 197-1555 (452 amino acids)
Biological process (GO): GPI anchor biosynthetic process
Cellular component (GO): glycosylphosphatidylinositol-N-acetylglucosaminyltransferase (GPI-GnT) complex
Molecular function (GO): phosphatidylinositol N-acetylglucosaminyltransferase activity
Source: RefSeq, a predicted model, not a curated record
UUAUACCAAAGGCACCAAGACCGUUGUUUCGUUUAAUCACCAUUCGUUUCCCACACCAUUCUCUCAGGUCACAUUUCUCUCUCUCCCUCGACUUCCGAGCUCACCCAUCGCCGCCACCUUGAAGGGUUGAGGAUCCGCCCAUCGCCGCCGUGGGGGUCGGUUUCUUGUUUAUAUGGCAGAUGAUUGAGAUGACAUUAUGGGUGACUCAAAAAGGCAUAGGAUUCUGAUGGUCUCUGAUUUUUUCUAUCCCAACUUUGGUGGUGUGGAGAAUCACAUAUAUUUACUGUCACAAUGCCUACUAAAGCUUGGUCACAAGGUGGUGGUUAUGACUCAUGCCUAUGGAAAUCGUUCUGGAGUGAGAUAUAUGACAGGUGGUCUGAAAGUCUACUAUGUGCCAUGGAAACCAUUUCUUUUGCAGAAUACAUUACCAACCUUCUACGGGACACUUCCUAUUAUAAGGACUAUCCUUAUUCGAGAACAAAUAUCAUUGGUUCAUGGACAUCAAGCCUUCUCAACUCUUUGUCAUGAAGCUCUGAUGCAUGCCCGCACUAUGGGGUACAAGGUGGUAUUUACUGAUCAUUCACUCUAUGGUUUUGCUGAUGUGGGAAGCAUCCACAUGAAUAAGGUAUUGCAGUUUACUUUAGCAGAUGUAAGUCAGGCCAUUUGUGUUUCUCACACAAGCAAAGAAAACACUGUGCUACGUUCAGGACUGCCACCAGAAAAGGUUUAUGUUAUACCUAAUGCUGUUGACACAGCUAUGUUCAAGCCUGCUGCAGAGCGACCCAGUGGUAAUGAAAUUAUUAUUGUUGUGAUAAGUAGAUUGGUUUAUCGGAAGGGUGCGGAUCUGCUGGUUGAAGUCAUUCCCGAAGUAUGCCGUAUGUAUCCUAACGUUCGUUUUAUUGUUGGAGGAGAUGGACCUAAGCGGGUACGGUUGGAAGAGAUGAGGGAGAAGCAUUCUCUUCAAGAUCGAGUAGAAAUGUUGGGUGCUGUACCGCAUGCUCAAGUACGGUCUGUCUUAAUUUCUGGCCAUAUUUUCUUAAAUAGUUCGUUAACAGAAGCUUUUUGCAUAGCCAUAUUAGAAGCUGCUAGUUGUGGAUUAUUAACAGUCAGUACACGCGUAGGAGGUGUCCCAGAGGUUCUGCCAGAUGACAUGAUUGUUCUUGCGGAGCCAGAUCCUACUGAUAUGGUACAAGCAAUCAAGAAGGCGAUAUCUAUACUUCCUAUGAUUGACCCCCAAGAUAUGCACAAUCGCAUGAAGAAGCUCUAUGAUUGGCAUGAUGUUGCAAAAAGGACAGAGAUUGUGUAUGACCAUGCUCUGAAUUGCUCUAAUCAAAGUCUUCUAGAACGGCUGUCACGGUACCUCACAUGUGGAGCUUGGGCAGGCAAGCUGUUUUGCUUGGUUAUGAUCAUCGAUUUUAUAUUAUGGCGACUAUUGCAACUAUGGAAGCCUGCAGAGGAUAUUGAGGUGGUACCUGAUAUUGUUCUAUCCCAUGAUGAAGAUAGAGGGAUAUCACAGGACUUCCAAGCCUUCAACGAGGACAACAGUUUGAGAUGAUUAUUUCCAAGCGUUCGGUUCCUUUACAUGUAUACAUUUUACGAGAAUAUUUUUACAUACAUAACAUACAUGCCUGUAUGUAAUGUACAAUAUGUAAUUGUGCUUAUAAAAUAGGGCAAUUUUCCUCAUUCAUCAAACAGAGCUACAAGGGUCUCUAGUCACCAGGUCCAACUGUAAAUCAAAAUGGCCAUGAUGCAAGUUGGACAUUGAGGCAAACCUAGAUAUUAGUUUGAUGUAGUGACAGCACCAAGGUGUAAGUGGAUCGGAUGGUAUGAUCCAGUAACGCUAAUUUAAAUGUUGCCUUUGUUAAUUUGUACAA